This is a messenger RNA of Talaromyces atroroseus, 1683 nucleotides long. RefSeq lists its product as hypothetical. NCBI's taxonomy places the organism in Eukaryota, Fungi, Ascomycota, Eurotiomycetes, Eurotiales, Trichocomaceae. The transcript has 3 exons. The record is from RefSeq and is a predicted model, not a curated record. Bases 1 to 1683 code for a protein of 560 amino acids. Gene Ontology annotation, molecular function: GTP binding. Gene Ontology annotation, cellular component: nucleolus.
AUGGUGAAGCUAGGCAAAAAGUCCAAGCGGACUCCAGUCCGACUCCGACACAAGAUUGAAAAGGCUGGCGCGGCAAAGCAGAGGAAGCUGAGGAAGCAAGCGAAGAAGGACCCAACAUGGCGCUCGAAGAUCAAGAAAGAUCCCGGCAUUCCCAAUCUUUUCCCUUUUAAAGACAAGAUCCUGGCCGAGAUUGAAGAGAAGAAGCGCCUCAAACAGGAAGAGUUACUCCGUGUCCGCGAAGAAGCUCGUGAGCGUCGCAAAGCCGAGAAGAAAGCUGCUGGAAUCGAGACUGCCGAUAGCGAGGACAAUGACGAGCCCAUUGGCGAUAUCGACAUUGACGAUGUCGACGUCGAUGGGAUGGACGAGGAUCAAGAUGGAGGUGACGACCAGAACCCCAUGGCUGCUUUGCUGGCCUCUGCGCGAGCCAGGGCAGCCGAAUACGAAGAAGAGAACGAGGAUGAUGAGAUGAGUGAAGAUUAUGAUGACGACGGCGAAGACGAGGACGGCAUGGAUCAGGAUGAAGACGACGGGGGAGUUGCAUUAGGACAGAAUGACAUACCCACAAUCGCAUCACAGGUUUCGUCAAAGGAAAGCUCGCGACGAGCAUUCGACAAGGUCUUUAAACAGGUAGCAGCUGCAGCAGAUGUGAUCCUCUACGUGCUCGAUGCGCGCGAUCCGGAGGGCACGCGGUCCAAAGAUGUCGAGCGCGAGAUCAUGGCGGCAGAAGGGGGCUCAAAACGACUGAUCCUAAUUCUGAACAAGAUCGACCUGGUGCCACCGCCUGUGCUGAAGGGAUGGCUGAUCCAUCUCCGACGAUACUUCCCAACUCUUCCCCUCAAGGCUUCCAAUGGGGCCCCGAACGCACACAGCUUUGAUCAUAAACAGUUGACCGUCAAGGGCACAUCUGAGACAUUGUUCAAAGCACUCAAAUCAUAUUCCCAGACGUCGCAGCUCAAACGAGCAAUCUCAGUCGGCGUCAUUGGCUACCCCAACGUAGGCAAAUCGUCGGUCAUCAACGCACUGACAGCCCGUCUCAACCGAGGACACAGCAAUGCGUGCCCUACCGGCGCCGAAGCCGGCGUGACAACGAGUCUGCGAGAAGUCAAACUCGACAGCAAACUGAAAUUAAUCGAUUCCCCCGGUAUCGUGUUCCCCAAUAGUAGCACAUCGAGCAAGGCGUCUAAAAAGCAAAAGGAAAAGGCAAGCGAAGACGCGCGUCUUGUCCUUCUCAACGCCGUGCCCCCGAAACAAAUCACCGACCCAAUCCCCGCCGUCAAUCUCCUCCUGAAACGCCUCUCUAACACCAACGAAACACUAUUCCAAAAGAUGCUCAGCAACUACGGCAUCACCUCGCUCUUCCCAGUCAACGGCGGAGACAAGACAACCGACUUUUUGAUCCAGGUGGCUCGUAAUCGCGGCCGACUCGGUAAAGGCGGUGUUCCCAACAUACCUAGUGCGGCCAUGGCUGUUAUUAAUGAUUGGCGUGAUGGGAGAAUUCAGGGUUGGCUCGAACCGCCUGUCUUGCCUGUUGCUGGCGUUACUACCUCUUCUGCCUCUGCUUCUGGUGCUGCCAGCGAUGGUGCCACCGGUGGGCCGUCUGCAGAUGUCAAGGAGAUUGUUACCGAGUGGGCGAAGGAGUUCAAUAUCGAGGGCUUAUGGGGCAACGGUGAGGGUGAGCAGUGA